This is a messenger RNA of Antechinus flavipes (yellow-footed antechinus), 4112 nucleotides long. It is a transcript of the gene PNLDC1, whose product is annotated as PARN like ribonuclease domain containing exonuclease 1. Lineage: Eukaryota; Metazoa; Chordata; Mammalia; Dasyuromorphia; Dasyuridae. Bases 2044 to 3642 code for a protein of 532 amino acids. Gene Ontology annotation, molecular function: RNA binding; poly(A)-specific ribonuclease activity. Gene Ontology annotation, cellular component: cytoplasm; endoplasmic reticulum. The record is from RefSeq and is a predicted model, not a curated record. The transcript is spliced from 20 exons. Gene Ontology annotation, biological process: nuclear-transcribed mRNA poly(A) tail shortening.
CAAGCAUGAGAUCUGGCUGAUUUUAAAGUACUGUAUUAAAUGCUAUAACUCACCAAUUAAGAAAAAAGAUUUUAAAAUAUUUUAAAGAAAUUUUUGUCACUUAAUUCCUUUAUCUUUAACAUAGGAAUAAUACCUGCCAGACUCAGAAUUUUUGUGAGUAACAAAUAUGAAUUUAUGUGAAACAUUUUAUAAUUUUCACAAUGGUAUAUAUUAAUGUUAAGUUGUGUGUGCCUAAUUUAUUAAAUUCUGGGUUCAUAUCAAGAUACUGGUAGGUGUGGCAUUUUUUCAUAAGUGUAUGGGCAAAUCAAGACAAAAAAAUUAGGAAUUCAGGCAAAGAAAAUUAACAAGUACAGUGCUAUGGAUGGGAGUGUUGAGGCAAUACUAUGUUUAAAGGAUUGAACACAAUGGGCUGGAUUCUAAAAUAGAGUAAAUUAUGGAAGAGAUUUCAUUUGAUAGAAGGUACAGAUAUAAAUAGAAGACAGACAUUUUCUGAAGGAGGAAGGGCACACAUGAAGGUAAAAGCAUCUACUGAAUCAUAAAGUAAAUUUCCUAGCUGAGCAAAUCCAAACUGUAUUUGACAUGAUGUGAGCUGUCUGGAUCCAAAAAUUUAGGAGAAAAUAAUGGAAGACCUUGUACUACAGAGUAAUUACCACUGAUUUUCCUUUAUUUGGAUGUCACAGGCUUUAAACAGGAAAUAGUCUCCUUGUCUCAUUCUUUCCCUAAAGUGAUAAAGGAAAGAAUAAGGAAGAAAGCAUUUUUAUUAAGUACCUAUUAUGCUAGACACUGCUAAGCACUGGGGAUACAAAAAAGGAAAAACAAGUCUGACUCCAAGGUGCUCGUAAUCUAAUGGGGAAGGCAACAUGCAAACAUUGAUGUCCAUAGAUGUAUAUAUGGUAGUUGGAUGCUAAUCUCAGAGGGAAGACACUUAUUAAGGGGAUUAGGAAAAGCUUUCUGUAGAAGGUGAGCUCUUAGCAGUAACUUGGAAGUUAGGAAAUAGGUGAGGAAAAAGAUUUCACAAUGGGGAAUGGCCAGUAAAAGGGACUGGAAUUGGGAGGUGGAGAGCCUCAUGAUUGCAAUAGCUAAUGGGUUAGAGCCACUGAAUUUUAUAUGAAAAGAUCUGAAAGAUAGAAAGGGGUUAGGUAAUGAAGGGCUUUAAAAACCUUACAUCCUAGUAGAUUUUUUUCUCUCCUUUUUCAGAGGCUAGAAGCAUUUAGACCUGGAAGAAACCUUUGAGAGCACUGAAUCCAGGCACUUUACAAAUGAGUUUAUUGACCCACAGAGAUUUACUGCCUUUCCCAGGAUCACAGAGCUAGAAAGGGAUGAAGACUCCAAAAGGAAAUACAAAGACAACUCUUCCACCUCUUUCCCCUUUCCUUUGUAUUUCUGCCCCUCCCUUCUUCCUCUAUCCUUUUCCUCUCCUUCCUCCACUUCUCUUCCUCCUUUUCUUUCUUCCAUCUUCUUGUCUUCCUCCCUUCUCCUCUACCUUCCUCUUUUUUUUCUCCUUCCUCUCCUAAUAACUUUCUCCCCUCCCCCUCCUCUUCUCUUCCUCCCUUCCUCUACCCCUCUUCUCCCUCUUCAGCUCCUCUUCCCCUCCCCCUUCCUCUCAUUUCUUUCCCCUCCCCUUUUAUCUCCUCCCCCUUCUCCCUUUCCCCUCCCCGCUCUCGUUUCUUUCCCCCCUUCCUCCCAUUUUCCUCUCUUCCUUCUCCCUCUUCUCCUUUUCCUUCCCUUGUUACCUGCCCCUUCCCUCCUCUCCUUCCUCCUCUCGUUACCUUCCCUUCCUCCUCCCUCUUCCCCUCCCCUCCUUUCGUUACCUUCCCUUCCCCUCUCUUCUCUCUUACCCCCUCUCCUUCCUUCUUUUUCUCCCCCUCCCCUUUUUCCCAUCACCCCACAUGCCCCUCGAGUAGCUCGGCGGAAAGGGAGCCCUGGCUGGGCCUGGCCUACGGGCCGGGGGCGGCAGUGGGGGCGCUUCCCCUUUAAGAGGCCGAGGGUCUCCCGGCGCAGGAAGUGGGCCCGCGGCAGGCUUCAGUGAGCACGUGGUCGGCCAUGGAGCUGGGCGCCGACGGCUUUGAGCAGAAGCUGCCCAUGCUGGAGGAGCUCAUCUUGGGCUCGGACUUCUUGGGUUUGGACAUAGAAUUUACAGGCUUGAGGUCCAUCUUUCCAAAAGGCCAGCAAACAAGUCUCUUUGACUCACCAGCAGAGUGGUAUCUAAAGACCAAGCGGAGCAUUCAGCAGUUUACAGUGUGUCAGAUUGGAUUGUCAAUGUUUUCAAGUAUGGGAAGAAAGUCAAACAAGUAUAUAGCCCAUUCAUAUAACUUCUUUCUCUUCCCCACCACACUUGGGAUUAUGGAUUCAGAGUUCUCCUUCCAGGCCUCUAGUAUUCUAUUUUUGAAUCAGUAUGGUUUCGAUUAUAAUAAGUUUCUCAAAAAUGGGAUCCCAUAUAUGAAUGAAGAACAGGAGAAAAAGAUUAAGCAAGACCUUCUAACAGGGAAUUGGAAAGUUCGUAGUACAUUGGACAAAGACCAAAUGAAGGUGGUGAUUGAUGAGGUAACUCGGUGGUUGGAGAUGGCACAAGAAGGCGAUUGGAUGACACUUCCUGAUAUAACUGGGUUCCAGGCUUUUGAGGUACAGUUGGUACUGAGGCAGGCUCUCCCCACAGUUUGGACCCUUAUGAAAGACAGAGGGGUGCUAGUAAAGAAAGUGAGCCGUCAAUACCGCUGGUGUCUGGAGAACUCCUCUCGUGACCAUGACGACUGCAGGAGGGAGAAGAUCCUCCUCUCCGCCCGGGGUUUUGCUGUCUUUUUCCAGAUGCUGGUAAAAGCCAAAAAGCCUUUGGUGGGACAUAAUAUGAUGAUGGAUCUUCUGCAUCUUCAUGAAAAGUUCUACAGACCUCUCCCAGAAUCCUACGAGCAGUUUAAGUUGAACAUCCAUAGCUUGUUUCCUGUCCUCAUAGAUACCAAGAAUGUGACAAAAGAGAUCUGGAAGGAACUCAGUUUCCCAAGAGCUUCAAAUCUUUUGGAGGUUUAUGAAGUCCUAAACAGUGAACUGAAUCCUACCAAGAAUUCUUGUCCAGUAAUCAUCCAUGCAAGCGAGUGUAUCAAAUAUGUUGAGACCAAAUAUCCUCAUGAAGCAGCAUAUGACGCCUUCCUUUGUGGAUCAGUUCUCUUGAAGGUGGCACAUUUACUACUAUAUAGAUCAACUGGUGAUAUAAAACUGGAGCCCACCUUCCCUCAAUAUCUUGAUGUGCUGGCUCCCUAUGUGAACCAGGUGAACCUUAUCCGAGCAUGUAUCUCUAAAAUCAAUUUCUCUGGCCCAGAUUCUCCCAGCAGCCGGCCACCCACCCUUAUCCUCAAAGUCAAGAGAUGGCCCGGAGUAGAUGAAGAACAGAUCUAUUAUGAAUUCAAAGACCUCUGUAAAUUCGAUGUCCGGCGAUUCACCCGGAACCAGUUUUUGCUUAUGACCAACAAGUUCAAGGAUGUCAGAAUUGUGUUGCAAGAAUACAGAUGUCACCCUGACCUGCAAGUGACCCUGUAUCGAUACUGGAGGCAUUCACCUAAUAUCAAUUGUAUUCUACAAAUCUCUGGAAUUGUUACUGCUUGGGCCUUUCUGGCUUUUAUUCUCGGAGGAUCUCCAUCGAAUGUAUAGUGAUGUCUUCAGGAACUUUUGCCUCGUCUCAACUUUGCCCUUGGAAUGCCAGUCUGCAUGAUUUGGCUUUUAAGAGUGUUUUGAGUUGGGCUUGUGAAAUCUUUACCAGGUUUCUUCUACCUCACAUCUCUUGAACAUGUCCUUCUCCAGAGCUCUGGUGCCAUGAAAUUGUGGAUUGAGCAUUGGCUCAAAGGAGAAAAUUCUUUCCAGAAAUAAAUGGGAAGAAAUGUACUCUUGGGACAAAAGCCCAAAUCAUUUUGAUGACUGCAUUUGUCAAGUGAAUUCAUUAAUCAGAUUCCAGGGUGGCUGGUAAAAAUAGAUAAAAGGCUAUGCUAACUUUUUAAAAAAUAUAUACUUUUCAACAUCAUGAGAAGAGUAAAUGACUGAUGGGUUUAGGGUAAUUCUGGUUCUGUUUAAGACUACUUUUCCAAGUAGAUUUAAUAAAGAAAAAGUUUAAUUGGGAAGAAUAA